AUGGGCCUGCUCCUCUCAGCUCACCAUAUCCGGAUUUCGCUGACACGUCUCAUCCGCACACUCAGCCCAAAGGGUUCCGCCUCCUCCAUCCUUCUCGCUCCACAUCCAACAUCCGCACCUGCCUUCGGUCACUUUGCACUCGUCAAGCUUUGCUCCGACAGAAGCUCUGCAUCUCAGCUGUUCCCACUUCUGCUCGGUCAUGCAGAGACCAGGCUCCCGCAUUCCAACUCUCCAGGUUCCGCAGGUGGUAGUCCAGCUCCCGGUCUGAACGCCGCCAUGUAUCCAUAUCUCCAGGGCGGUGGCCCGCGCAUGAUGGGCUCCUUCAUGGGCAUGCCGCAGUCUCAACAAGGCGGUGCAGGUGGAUUCCCAUUCGGCGGCUCGGGUUCGAAUAACUCCACAGGCGCGGCAAGCCUCGCGUCGCAGCUCGCAGGCCUGUCAGGGCAGUCCGGUGGGCAAACGCAGGGUCAGGGGCAGGGCGGCGAACUCAACCUCAGCGACUUCCCAGCACUCGGCGCAGGCCAGCAGGGCGGCCAAGGACAACAAGGCGGCGCUCCAGGACUCGGUGGUCUCAACAACCCGCUGUCGAGCUAUGCGACCCAGGCAGGCACGACAGGCAUGAGCUCGAACCUGCGCAGCGGCGCUCCCUUGCGCAACUUCAACCAGGACGACUUUCCAGCCCUCAACCAGUCCGGUACGGCAGAAGGGCGCUCUGGAGACGAUGGCUUCCCACACGGCGUAGCGGAACAGGUCUCGGCAGCAGCAGCGCUUCAGCACCAACAUCAGCAGCGGGAACAGCACCGACAGAGCCUCCUCGGAUCGGUGGUCGGCGGAGCACGGCCAGACGCCUCGCUGUCCGCAGCGAGAGGAGGAUUCGGCGAGCCCGAUCGGAACUACGCGACCAAGCUCGGCGCAGGCCCGCCCGCGCCAGGGCUCGGGGUGCAGCAACAGACAUGGGCGCCGCCAGGCUCGGUGUUCGGCGGCAACGCAGGAGCUGGGCCGAACCAGCUCAAUGGCCUCCAGCGAUCGUCGUCACCUUCGUCGGCACGUUCGCCACUCUCGAGCGUGCGUAACGCGGCCAGUAACCUCGGUGCUUCUUCGCCGUUGACCGAGAGCGGCGUGGCUCGCGCCGACGGUUUGCAGGGCGUCGCGGGAUCCAACAGCACGAUGGGCGUGGCUCCGACGGGCGCCAUGGCGCAAACACCGGCGCAGCAGAUCCUCACUUCGCCUGCGGAUCGAUUCGGACUGCUGGGCCUGUUGUCGUUGAUCAAGUCGGCGGAUCCGGAUCUGUCGAUGCUGUCGAUGGGCAUGGACUUGCAAACGUUUGGACUCAACCUCAACUCGUCCGACGCUCUGCAUCCGUCGUUCAUCACGCCGUGGUCCGAAAACAACAUGCUGGCCUCGUCGCGCGUCGAGCCCGAGUUUACGCUGCCGUCGUGCUACAACGUGCAGCCUCCGCCGCCGGCGCAGAGCAAGAUCGCGUCGUUUUCCGACGAGACGCUCUUCUUCAUCUUCUACUCGACGCCGCGCGAUGUGUUGCAGGAGGUGGCGGCGCAGGAGCUGUAUGCGCGCAACUGGAGGUAUCACAAGGAGCUGCACGUGUGGCUCACCAAGGAGCAGGGUACCGAGCCUACGCAGAAGACGCCCACGUACGAGCGCGGCACCUACGUCUUCUUUGACCCGGCGCUGUGGGAGAAGGUGUCCAAGAACUUCCAUCUGAUGUACGAGAUGCUCGAGGAAAAGGUGCCCAACCAGGCGCAAGCAUUGGCAGCACAGGCAGCAGCCCAGCAGGCGGCAGCAGCAGCACAGGCCGCCGCUCAGCAACAGCAACAGUCGCCCUCGCCUGCAUCCCAGCAACAGCAGCAGCAGCAGCCACAGCAGCAGCAGUCGUGA
Messenger RNA from Moesziomyces antarcticus, 1890 nucleotides. Its product is annotated as not2 family protein. The record is from RefSeq and is a predicted model, not a curated record. Gene Ontology annotation, cellular component: CCR4-NOT core complex; P-body. The transcript has 4 exons. NCBI's taxonomy places the organism in Eukaryota, Fungi, Basidiomycota, Ustilaginomycetes, Ustilaginales, Ustilaginaceae. The coding region runs from base 1 to 1890 and encodes 629 amino acids. Gene Ontology annotation, biological process: nuclear-transcribed mRNA poly(A) tail shortening; regulation of DNA-templated transcription.